Molecule: messenger RNA, 965 nt
Organism: Nanorana parkeri
Lineage: Eukaryota; Metazoa; Chordata; Amphibia; Anura; Dicroglossidae
Gene: FAM221A
Product: family with sequence similarity 221 member A
Exons: 7
Coding region: 72-947 (291 amino acids)
Source: RefSeq, a predicted model, not a curated record
GCCGCCCACAGGCCGUGCUCCCUUCCGUGUCAGCCGUCUUCCUGGAUCACCUCCUCCACCUGACUGACACCAUGGAGAGGCUGCACUUCCAGGGGGCUGCCGGGGCCAUCGAGGACUACUUGGAGUACAGGAGAAUUGUUGGUGAAGAUGAUGAAGGAAAACUUUUUACCCCAGAAGAAUAUGAGGAAUACAAGAAAACAAUACUUCCAAUGCGAAUGCAAAACCGAUUAUUUGUCAGCUGGAGAUCACCGAACGGAAUUGACUGUAAACUUGUGGGACCCGAGACGCUCUGCUUUUGCACACACAGGUACAAACAACAUAAGACGGAUUUUAAGGAACUUCCCAAGGAGCAUCCCAUUCACUUGCCUUGUAAAGUCAGUAAAUGCCAGUGCAAGUCCUAUCACUAUGUGCCUCUGAAUGGGUCGCAGCCUAUUCGCUGCAGGUGCAAGCACUUUGCUGAGGACCACAGUGUGGCCGGAUCCUAUCGCUGUACAAAAUGCUCGGGUUGUGCAGGAUUCCACAGUUCUUUCACAUGUGGUUGUUCCCAGCCUGCGUUUGCUCAUGACACUGUCGUGGAGACAAAGGAAGAACGUCUAGCUCAGGGAAAACCCGUUGGCCAAGAUGUCCCUUAUGCUGCUAUGGGGGGACUGACGGGCUUUAGCUCACUUGCUGAAGGAUACAUGAGACUAGAUGAAAGUGGGAUAGGGGCUCCUGACCGGAGUUUUUUGGAAGCAUCAGGAGGUUGUGGAUCCCACCCUUUUCUAAGAGCGUAUGAUCCUUCAUCCUCAGCAGUUGCCGGACUUUCCAGUGCGGAUAAGGAAUUGUCUCAUGUGAGGAGAACAGAAGACGACAUGAAUUUUUAUGAAAAGCGAUACCAGGAAAGGUUGCAGAAAGAAAAGGAACAAAGAAGACUGAGUUCCAAACUUCCUAACACCCAGCGGCCUUGAGGGGGGGUCUCCAGCAAA